GUCAGUUUUAUGUUUGUCGAGAGACAAGACAACCAAAUAAUUCACUGUGUUCAACAAGUCAUACUUUUUCCUGGUAUCCAUCAAAGAUGAUAAAGAAAUAUAUGUGUUAUGCGCUUAUUUUCGUGACGAAGUUUCUUUUUGUUCAACUUCUGGAAUCAGGAGAAUGUUUGGAGGGAGAGACAUGGUAUGAAUGGUGCAAAAAAUGCAGAUGUUAUGGUCAAGAAAAUUACAGCUGUGAAAGACACAGCUUCAACUGUUUAUUCUCAGCUGAAAAUUUACAGAACGUCAUAGUUUUCUCCGAUGAUAGACGAUGCCACUACUCUCAUGAAAGGAAAAAAACGAUAUGCGUCGAAAUGACAUAUCAAAAAGAUUUGAAUGGAACGCAGUGUAUCGAGGAUUCAUACUUUUAUGACAACUCUACCUUCUGUGAAUGCGACCUAACAACAAUGAAAUAUAUUUGUCAUUCAACUAAUGGAUUCUGGAAGACAAGUGGGG
Leptinotarsa decemlineata (Colorado potato beetle) is the source of this 495-nucleotide messenger RNA. RefSeq lists its product as uncharacterized. Gene Ontology annotation, molecular function: peptidase inhibitor activity. Lineage: Eukaryota; Metazoa; Arthropoda; Insecta; Coleoptera; Chrysomelidae. Gene Ontology annotation, cellular component: extracellular region. The record is from RefSeq and is a predicted model, not a curated record.